Caenorhabditis remanei is the source of this 1575-nucleotide messenger RNA. RefSeq lists its product as uncharacterized. Gene Ontology annotation, biological process: innate immune response. Lineage: Eukaryota; Metazoa; Nematoda; Chromadorea; Rhabditida; Rhabditidae. The coding region runs from base 1 to 1575 and encodes 524 amino acids. The record is from RefSeq and is a predicted model, not a curated record. The transcript is spliced from 6 exons. Gene Ontology annotation, cellular component: membrane raft.
AUGACAGAAGAAUCAGAUAAUCUCCUACUUUUCAAGUUGUUCGUUCCGAACGAACUUCUACAUGUAUUCGAUGAGAAAAAGCAGUUCUCCGCGGACUUCAAGCGCACAAAAGCGGCGAUUUAUGGAGGGAGCUAUGAAGAAUUCAUGAAAGAUUUGUAUCUUUUUACGUUCAACGUGGAUAGUCGAGUGAAACCUGGCUCAAAAGAUAAAGAAUUCGAAGAUAUCCCCAUAACAUUCAAGAGAGGAGAAACUACUUUCGCAUACAAACGCGACUUGUGUCAGUUUCUGACAUGGCGUCGAUGCGGAAAGAAGCAAUUGGAAAUGUCGGAUCAUAUAAUCCGAACGGUUUUCGAAUUGUUUUGGAAAUCAAUGGAAAGUCGUCUGAAAGAGAGUUUCGAACUCUGUGAAUUCUCAAUGGAAGAUAUCACGUCAAUUAGUAAUUUGAUGAAGGAAAACGAAAAUAAUGUCGAGCGAAAAUACCAAAUAAAAGACCAAACACUCGGAGAGGUCUUCAUCCAUCUCAAAAAUAUGAUUCCGGUGCCUCACGACGAGGCCUUAAUGGCGAAUUUGGAGAGAACUUUAUCCGAAGACGUUAGAAGGUGUGCAGUGAAAAAACGAAUCAAAUACUAUCAAAACAUACUGAAUUAUGCGAGUUCGUCUAUCAAAGUGAUGCAGAAAUUCCAUGCAGAUCGGCCGUUGUUGUUCCUUCCAAGACCACCACUUCAUCCCGAAUGGCAUUCAGUUUAUCUCCGUGUUUUCGAAGAGAACGGCUCGAAAUUCAUGUUGGUUCAGGAAGUUCUUCAAAUGAUUAAAGCGGAACGAUGGGAUGUGAAAGAGCUUGAAGAAAAGCUUCGAAGGAUUAUUCGAGUGGAAUUUCCAAUCAAAAAGGGAUAUUCAACUGUGAAUUACGAAACAGUUUAUUCGAAGUUGCAACAUUUGGAAAACAUUGAGUUUGUUCCAAUAACGCCGAGAAGAACCAAAACUCGUGCUCUCCUAAUCCCAGCAUUUUCUGGAAUGUACUGCAUGCUCACUUCUGAUUUGCUCAUUGAAAUUCUUCGUUUUGUGAUUUCAGUCAGAAGUAUCUUCCAGAAAAUGACAAAUGAACGCUGGAGAGUGUUCAAUGAAGUGUUUUGGAAGUGCGUGUGUGACGAUGAUCAUUUCAAGAUUUGUAAAAAAGUGCCGCAAUUCACAAAGGUGGAAGAAGUUUAUGUAAUCAGAGACCAUCUUGGGAAGUUCUUCUGCAUAUUCUAUCCGGAAUGGUUCGCAAACGCCGUUGAGAUUCGGCCAGUCGACGGAAAUUUCUCAUUGGAAGAUUUGAAAUCUGAAUUAAAACACUUGCGUGUCACUAAUUUCUUCACAAAUAUUGAAGAACACGCCGAAGUUGCCUAUAACCUGGUUGUGAAGAACAAGAAAAAAGAAAAGUUGAGAACUUGUGAUAUGUAUGAUGCGGUGGAACAUUGCCAGAUGAUUGCUCUUCUCAAACUUCUUCCUAAUCGCCACCGAUGGCUUCACAAUCAACAUGCCUGUUACCGACUUCCGGUUGAAUGUCCGUGGUGUCCAAAACCUGAUCAAUAA